AUGGAUAGAGUGAAUCAAUCUGUGGUAUCCGAAUUUGUGCUAUUGGGACUUACUGAUUCAUGGGAGCUCCAGAUCUGUCUCUUUCUAUUAUUUUCUGUGAUUUAUUUGGCUACUGUUUUAGGUAACAUCCUUAUUAUGACCACAGUCAUCACAGAUUCCCAUCUCCAUUCCCCUAUGUACUUCUUGUUAGCUAAUCUCUCUUUUGUGGACUUGUGGCUUUCCUCAGUCACCAUUCCUAAAGCAAUCAUAGAUUUUUUCAGGGAGAACAAGACCAUCUCCUUUGGAAUCUGUAUGUGGCAAGUUGUCUUCGUGCAUUUUGCUGGAGGGGGUGAGAUGGUGUUGCUCGUAACUAUGGCCUAUGACCGCUAUGUAGCCAUAUGUAAACCCCUCCACUACACAACCAUCAUGAGUCAGCAAAGGUGCAUUUGGCUUGUAGUUAUCUCAUGGGCUAUCGGGCUUGUACACUCUAUUAGUCAAUUGGUUAUGAUUGUGGAUCUGCCUUUCUGUGGCCCUAGAGAGAUAGACAGCUUUUUCUGUGACCUUCCACUGGUGAUUGAACUUGCCUGCAUGGAUACUUCUGUCCUGGGAUCAUUAGUGAAUGCGGAUAGUGGAUUCCUUGCUACAGUCUGUUUCAUCCUACUUUUGAUCUCUUACAUCUAUAUCUUACUCACUGUUCGCCAUCACUCCACAGAUGGGGUAUACAAAGCAUUGUCUACUUGUACUGCCCACAUCAUGGUGGUGUUCAUAUUCUUCGUGCCUUGUAUCUUCAUUUAUCUUUGUCCUCUCAACAUUCCAUCAGUGGACAAGUUUCUUGCUGUGUUUUAUGCAGUAUUUACACCUCUAUUGAAUCCUUCCAUCUAUACCUUGAGAAACAAAGAGAUGAAAGAGGCCAUGAAGAGACUGAGUAUGAGUGCGAGGGGAAAAUCUUAG
Gracilinanus agilis (Agile Gracile Mouse Opossum) is the source of this 930-nucleotide messenger RNA. Its product is annotated as olfactory receptor 4K14-like. Gene Ontology annotation, biological process: G protein-coupled receptor signaling pathway. Bases 1 to 930 code for a protein of 309 amino acids. The record is from RefSeq and is a predicted model, not a curated record. Gene Ontology annotation, molecular function: G protein-coupled receptor activity; olfactory receptor activity. Gene Ontology annotation, cellular component: membrane. The transcript has a single exon. Lineage: Eukaryota; Metazoa; Chordata; Mammalia; Didelphimorphia; Didelphidae.